AUUUUUCAAUUUGGUAAGAAAUACAUUUUUAUUUUUAUGUUUAAAAUGGGUUAGUAUUUGUCUGAUGAAUAGUUUUAGCAAAUUUCCUAUUUGGUGAAAAAGAACUGGUAUUGACAAGUUAACAAAUUCAGCAUGCUAAAAUUAAAUAUAGACAACAUGUGCUAAGAUAUGACACAGCAAUUUUCCAUGUGUAUGACUGAUAAUAUCAAGUUUCUAAUCAGAUUUUAAGUACCUAUUUCAUAAAGGAAAAAACAUAACAGGAAAAAAACAUAACAACAUAUAAUCCUAUGUGACAUCAGACAUGCAAGUCAUUAUAAAAUAAUCUGGAUGUCAGAAAAUAUUGAUAGUGACAAAGAAAGAUAAAGAUGGAAUUAUUUGACAAGUCAACACUUUCAUUUUGAUAGUGACAAACACUCAAUAUGUGACUCACAUAUAUUCAAGUAUCUUACUGCAAGAAUUAAUUUGAAUAAGGUAUGAGUCAUAAAAUAGUUAACUGUUCCUAUACUAGUACUCACUCAAUUAGUUGUAAACACACCAUAUCUUUCAAUGCCUAUAAGGGCUUAUGCUGCCACUUAUGUACGUACUUCAAUAUUGUUGGAUUUUAUUUAUUACUGUAUGUACAUGUAUAUAUUAUAUAAACCCUCACUGUGAACAUAACAUAUAACAAAGACUAAAUGUGGGAUACACUGUUUUGUAGGUUUAUCAACAUGAUAUAAAUGUAAAGGACAAAUGUUAUAUUAAUGACCUCAUGAUUGUUUAUAUUUCCAUUUGGGAUAGCACUGCCUAAACAUAGUAAAAGCUUUUAGGGUGGUCAUAACUUUCUGAUGUGCGAAUGAACUAUUGGUACAACACCUUGGAUCAAUGCAUGUUCUUUGGCAUUUACAAAUUAAAUCAAUAUGCAAACAUGGAUUAGACUGAAACAAUUUUUUUUGUAAACAAGGAUAACUUGUGCAUUCCAUGGAGUUACGCUUAUGAUAACAGCAGCAGUUGUACAAUGCAGGCCAACAAAGUGAAGACUGGGUUGAUAAUUACCCUAAGCUAUACAGAACUACUUAGCAUGACAUCAUCAGCACAUUGCACAUAAAGGCCCGCGCAUUAUAACUAAGGAAUUCCAAGCAGAUAAAGACCAUUGCCAACAGUUUAAUAUAUCAAAGAAGGUCAAGAGCAUUACAGGAUACAUUUAUACUGCAGCUAACUGUUGUCAAGUCUAAUCACAUCAUGGAGUUCACACUUGUAAAGCACAUCUUGAGGGCUACAUGAUACAGAAGCAAGCAUACAAAAACGUGCUAUUGAUUUUAGUUACUUUUUCCAAGAAUAUGACCUUGCCUCCAUCUUGCAGAGGUUAGUAUGGUAAAUGAGAGAAAUGGAAGGCUGUAUCAAUGUGGAAACAUACCUUUGCUCUGUUGGUGUGCAACAAUUUACAUGUAUUGGUGGGACAUUUGAAGUAGACUUCAAUAAGAGGCCACCUCAAAAUAAAGAACUUGAGAAAAGACUACCACAGGAAGUAGUCAUACAGAUAUGUAGUCUUGCUACAAGCCAGAGACAAGAUGUCUUUAAACACGGACAGUUCAUUAGUGUCCAAUGUCCAGAGAAAAGCUUAACACUAGACGAUACUGUAAUCUAUAGCUGGGAGCCAAGCUUCAGUGAACAACCCUCACUUCAGUGCUGUGUAGAGGACUCACUUUUAAGGAUGGAUUACAAUGAAACUGAGGACAAUAACAUUUAUAUCCUGUAUUCUGACUCUUCUGUUCCAUGUGGAGAGAGCUGGCAGGAUAUAACAGCAGAAGCACGCUUCAGAGGGAACAGGGCAGCAGGAAUCUUUAAAUAUAGAGCACAGAAGACAGGGGUGUAUUGCAUUGUACAAGCCACAGCGAGCAUUGCCUUAAGUAGAAUUCUUCAGACAAUGAACCAAAUCAGCAGCAAUGUCGUUGAUAAAUAUGUUACUGUGACAAUAACACGCAAACCAGGACCAGAAAACAAAGCCAUAGUGGACUGCCUUCAAGUGACAGAUCCAAGAUUAAAAAAUUCAUUAUACAGAGAUUCAUUCAACCAGCUAUUCAUUGCCAUGGCAGCAACAUGCAGUUUGUGUCUGAAUGUCCAAGCUCAUGCUGGAAAUGAUACGUGUACAUUGAUCAACCCCAAACUGGAUGCUGGGGGUGACAACAGACAGCCGCUUUGUCUGGGUGAACAUGCCACAGAAGAUAAACUGGUGUGGAUUCACAUCUUUCAAGAUGAUUACAUGAAAAAAUCAAUUGCAAAACUUCUUCUUAAAAAGAGAGAGAUUUGGAAUUACCAACACCUUAAGAUGCCUUCACUAAAAUAUAAGUACAAGGGAAUAAGAGUUAGAACUCAAUCUUCAUCAGAAUUUAAUACACAUGCUGCAAAGCGUCAUUUAAGCCAUCAAGUUCAAGAUUCCUUACAGCUGGAGCAAUCUUUUUCAAAAGACUAUAAGAGACAAGCUGGAAGCUUAGAAUAUGCUAGCUUUGAAGAAUUCAAUAAGAAAAGAGUAAACCGUGCCAGCAAAGACCGUUUGAACAUUUUCUUGAAGUUAAUUGAGAGACUACAUUCAAAGAAAAAGAAAUAGAAAUACAAAAAUAUAGCAUAUAUUCACAGACACUUUGAUUUUCACAGACACUUUGAUUAUUAUAAUAAUGUCAUGAUAUGUUACAAACAUUAUGGUUACAGUGAAUUGUAACUCACAGAUUUUUGGGACUAAAAACGUUUGCUUAAAUUCAGAGAAUGCUAUGAAUGUAUGGAUCAUUUCAUCUCAAAUCAGUUGGUGAAGAUUCCUCAUCCAUCACAAGCAGAUUUGUCUAAUAUUUCAAAGAACUGAAGUUCAUUGUUUCUGGUGAGGAAAAGAAAAAUUUUAAAGCUAUUAUUUUGGUAAAACAUAUCUUCUUGCACAAAACUUUCAAUUUUAGUUGCUAGCAUCUACAUUUUGAUACCGGACUAUUAAAAAAUACAUCUGAACAAUGCAGGUAUGCCAAAUAUAGAAUACCAAAUAAGAAACCAUUCUGCAAAAUACAUUUUCCAGAGCUACUAGUUGAACUGACAUAGAAUGACCCAAAUAGGCCUAUUAACAUCAUGACAAUAUUGGAAACCUGAAUCAUUCUUUACAUACCAGAAUAUAGAAUACAGAUUAAAGGGAUAACAACUGUUCGUUUUGACCAAAAAAAUUGGAUUUUCCUGAAGUAAAUAACAAUCUUCCCAUACUUCCUAAUGGUUAAUGACUCAAAGUUAGUCCCUUCAAAGUUAGUCCCUGGUUUUUUUAAGUUCUGUUUUUUGUUGUAAUCUUUCAAGUGAUUAUUGCAGAGUUGCCAUCUGUGGAGGUCAUGUGGUUUGAUGGCAAGCACAGAUUCCAGAUCAAUUUAUAACCUCUAUUUUGGUGAUAAAAUAGUAUUUAUUACA
Molecule: messenger RNA, 3408 nt
Organism: Lingula anatina
Lineage: Eukaryota; Metazoa; Brachiopoda; Lingulata; Lingulida; Lingulidae
Source: RefSeq, a predicted model, not a curated record